AUGCCAACAGCAAAACCCACACCGACUGUGAGAGUGAAUCCUCAGAGCUCCGUCUACACUGGAGACACCAUCACUCUGAGCUGUGAGCUGCAGCAGUCGACUGGAUGGGAGUUUUUCUUCUACAAAAAUAAUCCGCAGUUACAGCUUCUGAACAGUGAACAAGCACACACACUUAAAGUGACAGUCGAUAAUGCAGGAGAAACAGUGUACCGGUGUCAGGCAUGCAGGAGAAACUACAACAACCCACAGUACAAAUACUAUGACUACUGCACAGAUCUCAGUGAUCCUGUCAAGAUUACAGUGAGAGCAAGACCUAAACCAGUGGCAUCCAUAAAUCCUGAAAAACAGGUGUUCAGUGGAGACGCCGUCACUCUGAGAUGUGACAUACAGGAUGAAAGUGUCUCUAGCUGGCAGUACAGCUGGUAUAAAGAUGCUUCACACAGUCGUGUCAGUAGUGAACAGGUGUACAGGAUCAGUGGUGUUGAAGUGACCCACACAGGUAAAUACACCUGUAGAGCAGCAGAGAGAAGAGGCUCACACUCCUCACACUUCAGUGAUGCUAUUACACUGACUGUAUCAGCAUUUUGUAUUUCCUGUGUAACAGAGAGACCACGGGCAGUACUGAGUGUAUCUCCACAGAGCUGGCUGACUGAAGGAGACUCAGUGACUCUAAGCUGUGAGGUUACAGACUCCUCUACAGACUGGACAUUCAGCUGGUACACAACUGUUCCCUACAGAGACGGCUUAACUCAAAUAAAAAAUAAUCGUGGCUAUAGCAUGUAUGUGGAGCUCCUCUCAGACAGCAGCAGAGGAUCUGGAGGCUCCUACACUCUCAGUCCUGCUGCUCUGAAUCACACAGGAGUUUAUAUGUGCAGAGGAGAGAGAGGAGAACCAGCCGUUCACACACAGUACAGCAAUCCACAGCCACUAUGGAUCACUGGUGAAUCUCCUCCAGUCUCUCUGAUCAUCAAUCCCAGCAGAACUCAACACUUUACUAAAGACUCUCUCUCACUGAGCUGUGAGGACCAGAGAAACUCUACUGGAUGGACAGUGAGACGAUACACACACAGUGAGGGAGUGUUAGAUUGUUCACGGUGGGGAUCAGUUACAGAAUCUACAUGUAAAAUCAGCUUCCUCUCCACAUCACACACUGGAGUUUACUGGUGUGAGUCUGAAUCUGGAGAAAACAGUAAUCCUGUCAACAUCACAGUGCAUGAUGGUGAUGUGAUCCUGGAGAGUCCUGUCCAUCCUGUGUCUGAGGGACAUCCUCUGACUCUACACUGUUUAUAUCGCAACACAAAGCCCUCAAACCUCCGAGCUGAUUUCUAUAAAGAUGGAUCAGUUCUCCAGACACAGACUACAGGAGAGAUGAUCCUCUAUAACGUUUCAAAGUCAGAUGAAGGUUUCUACCACUGUAAACACCCAGAGAGAGGAGAGUCACUGAAAAGCUGGCUCUCAGUCAUAUAUUGA
Messenger RNA from Pangasianodon hypophthalmus (striped catfish), 1470 nucleotides. RefSeq names its product B-cell receptor CD22-like. The transcript is spliced from 6 exons. Gene Ontology annotation, molecular function: transmembrane signaling receptor activity. The coding region runs from base 1 to 1470 and encodes 489 amino acids. The record is from RefSeq and is a predicted model, not a curated record. Gene Ontology annotation, biological process: cell surface receptor signaling pathway. Lineage: Eukaryota; Metazoa; Chordata; Actinopteri; Siluriformes; Pangasiidae.